UACAGUAUCACGUAAAAUGCUGAAAGCACAUGAGUUGUAGAGAAACCGUAUCAGAUCAGGGAUUCAUUUUUGCAUCCGACAUCUCUCUCAUCCGCUAUCGAUCCCGCUAAACGCCGCAGAAGAUGAUCCGUUUCUUUUUAUUACAAAAUCGCCAAGGCAAAACGCGCUUGUCCAAAUGGUACGUUCCCCCGCCCAGUACCCAAAACGGUUCAACAGUCAGUCCGGAAGCGGAAAAGGUCCGCAUCGAAGCCGAAGUCCACCGGUUGGUGACGGCCCGCGACAAGAAAUACACGAACUUUAUUGAAUACAACAACUACAAGCUCAUUUACCGAAGAUACGCUGGAUUGUUUUUCACCAUCGCGGUGGAUUUACAAGAGAACGAGCUAUCGUACUUGGAAACGAUUCAUUUGUUCGUCGAACUGCUCGAUAGCUAUUUCAGCAACGUAUGUGAGUUGGAUAUCGUGUUCAAUUUUAACAAAGUUUACAGUAUUUUGGAUGAGUUCAUGUUGGCGGGCGAAAUUGAGGAAACUUCCAAGCGAGAAAUUCUGGACCGUGUCAAGUUACUGGAAAAAAUGGAGUAGUUUGUAAAGCGUGUGUGUGUAAAAUGUUUUAUCUUCUGGUU
Messenger RNA from Phaeodactylum tricornutum CCAP 1055/1, 622 nucleotides. RefSeq lists its product with no specific name. NCBI's taxonomy places the organism in Eukaryota, Bacillariophyta, Bacillariophyceae, Surirellales, Neidiaceae. Gene Ontology annotation, cellular component: AP-2 adaptor complex; intracellular membrane-bounded organelle. The record is from RefSeq and is a predicted model, not a curated record. The coding region runs from base 123 to 581 and encodes 152 amino acids. Gene Ontology annotation, biological process: clathrin-dependent endocytosis; protein transport. The transcript is spliced from 2 exons. Gene Ontology annotation, molecular function: clathrin-cargo adaptor activity.